CGGCAGUCGCACUUCUGUUUUGAGCGCGAGGCUGACGGACGUACUUUACUCUUGUUGAGUUAAGCCAAGCACGGGUACGACCACUUGAGAGUAAAUAUAAAUAUAAAAAUAUCGCGUUUAGUAUAUCAACACAGUAUUACGGGAUUUCACUUUGAAUUUUACACAGAUUAUCCGACAAAACUGUCGAAAUGUGUCGAUUUUGGAUAUCCUUGAUGAUAUGCUUCUCUGUCUCCGUUAUGUUCGUCGGAGGUGAUAACAUAUCAGAACUCCCUCCUCCUCCGAAGAAUCUGAUUUUUAUAUGGGAAACACCUUUUCGGCUUAGUUUGACAUGGGAAAAGCCUGAUGAUCUGGAUCGUAGCUGUAUAGUGAACUACAUGGUAAAUGUGCAUCAUUCGCAGGAAUGUUCAGGAAAAUAUGAUUCCAGAAGAUUCCAUACCCUGGGCUAUAAAUUGCAUAUCUCCACUGAGAAUGGACUGUGCAUCAAUGUUACAACAAACCUUGAAAACUGUGGAAAAAGUGGCAGUAGUCAAGCGACGAACAUUAGCAUAGCUCCACCUUCAGUGAGGCUGGUGGAAAACAGAAACUACGAAUAUUCCCACAGCAAGAUGAAAUGCACUUGGAAUCCUGUUGUUGAUGUUGAAGACCUCAGUUUAUAUUACUGGCUACCUCGUUAUGAAUCAGUAAAAAAGUGUAUACCUGAUGAGACGUUGAAGCCCAGAGGAUGUAUCAUACACGAUGAAUUUCUCAAGGACACGUUGGACAUAUUCUAUCUGUUCAACGGCACUUACAAUGGUGCUUCCGUAAUCAACACGUUCACGGGUGAACGUCCAGUAAAAUACGUGAAACUAAACAAACCUCAACUUACAGUCCAUCAAGAGAGGCAAAAACUCAUUUUUCAAGCAAAUGGAUUAGAUUUAGAUGAGUUUGUAAAGGAAUGCUACAAUUACCAAUACACAAUCAACAUAUGCAAUAAGAAUUAUACUGUAGAGGAAAAAGAAAAGUCUCAGCACGAGGUGCAGUAUAACCCAGCCUGCAAGUACAGAGCCAGAGUGCAGGUCUUCUUCUCACAAAAGUGUGGUGCCGGGAGUAGUGAUCUGAGUGACGAGGUGGAAUAUGAACUCCCUCCUCCUCCGAAGAAUCUGAUUUUUAUAUGGGAAACACCUUUUCGGCUUAAUUUGACAUGGGAAAAGCCUGAUGAUCUGGAUCGUAGCUGUAUAGUGAACUACAUGGUAAAUGUGCAUCAUUCGCAGGAAUGUUCAGGAAAAUAUGAUUCCAGAAGAUUCCAAACCCUGGGCUGUAAAUUGAAUGUCUCCAAUGAGAAAGGACUGUGCAUCAGUGUUACAACAAACCUUGAAAACUGUGGAAAAAGCGGCAGUAGUCAAGCGACGAACAUUAGCAUAGCUCCACCUUCAGUGAGGCUGGUGGAAAACAGAAGCUACGAAUAUUCCCACAGCAAGAUGAAAUGCACUUGGAAUCCUGUUGUUGAUGUUGAAAACCUCAGUUUAUAUUACUGGCUACCUCGUUAUGAAUCAGUAAAAAAGUGUAUACCUGAUGAGACGUUGAAGCCCAGAGGAUGUAUCAUACACGAUGAAUUUCUCAAGGACACGUUGGACAUAUUCUAUCUGUUCAACGGCACUUACAAUGGUGCUUCCGUAAUCAACACGUUUACGGAUGAACGUCCAGUAAAAUACGUGAAACUAAACAAACCUCAACUUACAGUCCAUCAAGAGAGGCAAAAACUCAUUUUUCAAGCAAAUGGAUCAGAUUUAGAUGAGUUUGCAAAUGAAUGCUACAAUUACCAAUACACAAUCAACAUAUGCAAUAAGAAUUAUACUGUAAAGGACAAAGAACAUUAUGAGGUGCAGUAUAACCCAGCCUGCAAGUACAGAGCCAGAGUGCAGGUCAACUUCUCACAAAAAUGUGGUGCCGGGAGUAGUGAUCCGAGUGACGAGGUGGAAUAUGGUAUGACUGAAUAUUGCCAAGUCAAGUAGAUGACUUCAGGCCAGGACUCUAAUAAAUCAUAUGAAGUUUGGGGCAGAUCCGACAUUGUAUACCUGAGUUACAACAGCUUCCUGUUUCAUGGCGAAACACUGAACUUUGUCAGGCCGCCACGGACACGUCCUUUGGUGAAAAGUCUGGAUCUUCGCAAUUUAAUGACUUAAUAUGAUGUUGAUCUGAUUAAAGCUCUAAGAGGAGUUUGUUAAAGUACAACGUGUGGAAAUGGCAAAAAUUGCACAAAUUUUGUAAAGUUAAUUAAAAAUAUCUGACUUCC
Messenger RNA from Ctenopharyngodon idella (grass carp), 2272 nucleotides. RefSeq lists its product as uncharacterized. Bases 189 to 1991 code for a protein of 600 amino acids. The transcript is spliced from 14 exons. NCBI's taxonomy places the organism in Eukaryota, Metazoa, Chordata, Actinopteri, Cypriniformes, Xenocyprididae. The record is from RefSeq and is a predicted model, not a curated record. Gene Ontology annotation, molecular function: protein binding.